AUGCACAACAAGAUUGUUAGAAUUGCAUCUAGUGCACUAACAGGGGGCAAACUACUCGAGAAACUGAAGCCUUUGACUCACUGGGAAGUUCAAUGGGACCCUACCAGUACCAAAUGCUUGGGAAUAACAAGGGAGGUAACUUUUAAGGACUAUGAAACCACCUGGGCUUUUCUCACCCGUGUGUCUAUGAGAUCUCAUCUUUGGGGCCACCAUCCGCUGAUCCACACGAGCUACAACUGGGUGAAGCUUGAGCUUCGUACGCAUGACAUAGACCCGAAAGACGCCAAUGGGGGCCAGCUUAGCGAUAUAGAUGUCCGCAUGGCCAAGAGGAUCGAUUCCUAUAUCGAUGAGGUGAAAAUUUAA
Molecule: messenger RNA, 363 nt
Organism: Saccharomyces mikatae IFO 1815
Lineage: Eukaryota; Fungi; Ascomycota; Saccharomycetes; Saccharomycetales; Saccharomycetaceae
Gene: MCO14
Product: 4a-hydroxytetrahydrobiopterin dehydratase
Exons: 1
Coding region: 1-363 (120 amino acids)
Biological process (GO): tetrahydrobiopterin biosynthetic process
Molecular function (GO): 4-alpha-hydroxytetrahydrobiopterin dehydratase activity
Source: RefSeq, a predicted model, not a curated record